Molecule: messenger RNA, 2813 nt
Organism: Botrytis cinerea B05.10
Lineage: Eukaryota; Fungi; Ascomycota; Leotiomycetes; Helotiales; Sclerotiniaceae
Exons: 4
Coding region: 232-2358 (708 amino acids)
Source: RefSeq, a predicted model, not a curated record
GUCCACACGAACUUCAUUCACAUCCAUCGUUUCCUUCUUUUGAACACUUCUUCCGUUGAUCUUUUGUUCUGUUGAAUCGCGAUUCUAUCACCAUCUGUAUAUUCUUAUGUGAAGAUCCAACCGAAGUUCUUGCCUUUCCUACCUGUGCCUGCACACUUCACACUUCCACAGUCUAAUCUAAUUGUUCGCAUGGCUAUUCUCUCUUCAUAAGUGUGGGAAGCGCACAUAACAAUGCCUCUCCCACCAAGGCUUUUCCAUGGCGAUGUGGAAUUGGGGAAACGAGACGAUGAUCACAGGCCUGGUUCGAAAACGCCAUUGGGAAUGGCAUGGCAACACCGAAGGCCACAUGUUCAACGGCGAUCAAUCAAGAAGAUUGUAAUAGGUCUGCUGGUCGGAAUUGGUCUCUAUUACUUCUAUAAGAAUAUGCCGACAGAUCUUCAGAAUCCGCGACAAAGACCACAUUAUAUCCAGAAUGGAGGGAUUCCUGCGCAAGCUGGUUCGGGUGGUUCCAGAGCUCCAUCUCCGCAGCUCAAUUCGAAUCAAGCUUCGAAGUUAAAUGACGAUGAAUCAACCGAGAUAGGUCACAACUUUAAUGGCCCCAUUAAGUUCUAUCAAUUGGCGACAACUUUACAUGCAAUGUCUAAGGUCAAAGGUUCCGAUCCUGUCAAUAAUAAUGUGUUAUUUGCAGCCUCGAGUUUAAAAAGCGCUUCGACUUUGUUACCCAUUGCAUGCGAGAUGGCAUUAAGAGAAAGAAACUACGUGCACUUUGCAUUUAUGGGACGGGAUGACAUACCGAUGGAUAUACUAAAAUCUGUGAAUGGGGUCAAUAAGGACUGCCAGAUCUUCUUUCAUGACGCGCGACCAGAUUAUUCUCUGCAGAGCUCGGAUUUUCGAAUGGAAGUCAGUUGUUCUGCAGGUUUUAAUCAUAUUAAUUCAUUCGUUCAUCCUCAAGCUGUUCUUAUUGAUGCAUCUGGGGAUGAGGAUAAUUUCUUAAUCUCCGCCUUUAGAACUAGGGCCAAUGCAAUAGACAGAACCUUGAUUGAACUUCCUAAAAAUGUUGAACAAAAUCUAAUGUGGAUUGUUCAAUUGGAUAGUGCCGCAUUGAGUGCCUGGACCAAAAUUAGCAUUGAUAUAGUUGUUCACGCGCAACCACAAAAAUCAGGAUCUUUGAUCAGGUUACUCACAUCUCUCAAGAAAGCCGAUUAUUUUUCCAGCAACAUACCGCGCUUAACGAUAGAAUUACCGCAUGACGUGGAUGAAGCUACUAAACAAUUUCUUUCGAAAUUUAAGUGGCCACCGAAGCGUAGUCAAGAGGAGGCUAGUCUCCUGACACUUCAUCAUCGGAUCCCACAACAUGGACUCACUCCCGAGGAAAAUUCGAUCAAAUUCAUGGAAUCGUUUUGGCCUGCGGAUCCCAUGUCCGCACAUGUUCUCGUUCUUUCUCCUCAAGUCGAACUUUCUCCGUUAUUCUUUCAUUAUCUCAAAUUUGCACUAUUAGAGUAUAGAUACUCUUACAAUAGAGAAAUUAGCCAAAAGAACAUGCUUGGAAUAAGCCUUGAUCUACCAACAACUUAUCUCAAUGAUUCAACGUCAUUCACACCACCGUCAAGUACAAAUCCUAGUCCGUUUCUAUGGCAAGCUCCAAACAGCAACGCUGCUCUUUAUUUUGGAGAUAAAUGGGUCGAACUCCAUGAUUUCAUAGCUAGGUCAAUGUUUUCCGAACAUUCCUCACCCCCGCCAGCCACUUUAGGAGAAAAAUACGUCAGCAAAACCUACCCGUCGUGGUUGGAAUAUGUUCUUAGAUUAGCAAGGGCACGGGGCUAUUGGACUCUUUAUCCUCACUUUGAGAGUUGGGAUGCUUUAUCUACAAUUCAUACAGAACUAUACACAGCUCCAGAAGAAUACAUGGACGAACCAGAUCAAGCAAUAGAUUUUACAGCAAAUCCAACAGAACAUCUAUCAUUAAAACACAAAGAGGAGCCAUUGAUUUCAGCGUCUCUACAAACUCUUCUAUCGGAUUUACCUGUCGAACUUGCUGAGAUGCAAUUGAUUGGUUGGGAUGGCGAGAGUAUUGACAGCGCAGAGCUACAACUAAAAGCCAAGGAUUAUAGUCGGAUUUUUAGACACGAAAUUGGAGGAUGUGCCAAUGGAGUGGCAGAGAAAGAAAGAAUUUAUAUGCUUGCAGGGGAUUUAUUUUGUUCAGGGAAUGAGCCACUGCAGUCUUUGGAGCAGCGAGCGGAACAACUAGCGCCCUUAGUACCCCAGGCAACUUCCGUCUUGGAGUCAAAGGACACUAAUGCCAAACCAGCCACAAAAGUUGAUGGCGUAGUUGCUGUUGAAGCUAAGUCCUCUACUUGAGUAUAAACAAGAGUCAGUUUUAUGGCAUUUCUGUGAUAGAAAUAUCCUGCUAUGUACAAACCAAUUUUCGCGACUUCAAGUGGGACAAAUUGAUCCAGAAGAGUGUUUGAUCUCUAUGGAGAUCAGCCUGGUCUUUCAAGUACACACCUUGAUUGCUAUUGGGUUUUGCUCGCACGGAGGCUUGUCCGCAAUGCCUAGCACAAAGAACACUCCCACGAUUCUUGAAGCUACUCAGGCACCAAUUUCGGUUUAUUCCUUAACCCUUUCAUAUCUGAUCCGAGUCUUUUGGUCUUCUUGAAAGAAGGAUGGUUCGACCUAUAACGAGGGGUGGAUCUCUUUGACAAAGAAACGAUGUUAUCUCCGACUUAAUUGGUAGCGACCUCGUGAUAAUCCUACUUCUUUGUCCAAUUUGACAUGGAGAAAUCUAAUUUUAAUCUCGAGACAACGCCGGUCCA